ACACACAGAUGCGCACACAUACAGAGCGGUGGUAGUAGCAUCAGCAGCUGCUGCGUGUGCCUCCUCUCCUGGCUCGGCUCAGCUCCGCUCUGCUCCCUCUCUCCUCUCUCUCUCUCUCCCUUCUCCCUCUCUCUGGCGCUCUGACUGUCUUGUGCGUGUGCGUGUGUGCGUGUGUAUGUGUGUGUGUGUGUGUGUGUGUGUGUGCUCGGCUUCAGCGUGAGGGGCACCUGCUCGUCUGGGCUGCACAGCAGAGCCUGCCGAGGCUGUGGCUAGCGCGAGCUGCCCCCGCUGCUGCUGCUGUUGUUACUGCCGCUGCCACCACCGCUCCCGGGGCUCCCGGCGCCAGUCUCCUCGCCGCUGCCGCUGUUGCCGCCGCCGUGCGAGUGAGUUGGGAUCGGUGGGGCUUCCCCCUUCGCUGCCUUGCUCCUUCCCCGCCUGCCUGCAAGUCAGCCUGGCUCCGAGUCACGUGUCAGUGCCUGAGGCAGAGACUGAGAGGAAAAAAAAGCGCUUCAUUCCUUCUUCCACCGCCAUACUGUAUUUUAUACUAAAUCUCAUUUUUAUUCCAACAUUUUACUCCCGCUCGUGGAAGGUUUUUCUGGAAAAAAAAAAAUGAAGUGCGGUUUGGUUUCCUUGUCAACGGAAGAUGAAGUGAACAACUGAGCAUCUCCCAGUGCAGAUACAAAAAGUAAGAACUGAACCCAAAAUUAGAACAUUUGUUUCCCAGUCCUCUGCUGACUUCAUUGAACUGCUCUGCCUUCUAGCAAUAGAAUGCCCACAGGGUUAAAACGUGAGACAACCAUGACCGGCAAAACACAGACCAGCAACGUCACUAAUAAGAAUGAUCCCAAAUCCAUCAAUUCCCGUGUUUUCAUUGGCAAUCUGAACACAGCCAUCGUCAAAAAAGGUGACAUAGAAGCCAUCUUUGCAAAAUAUGGAAAAAUAGUCGGCUGCUCGGUGCAUAAAGGUUAUGCGUUUGUUCAGUAUAUGAGUGAGCGACAUGCCAGGGCUGCAGUGGCAGGAGAAAAUGCCAGGAUCAUUGCAGGUCAACCACUUGAUAUCAACAUGGCUGGAGAACCCAAACCCUAUAGACCCAAACCUGGAAACAAGAGGCCCCUUUCAGCUCUUUACAGACUUGAAUCAAAGGAGCCAUUCCUGUCUGUUGGUGGUUAUGUCUUUGAUUAUGAUUACUACAGAGAUGAUUUCUACAAUCGGUUGUUUGAUUACCACGGGCGUGUGCCCCCACCUCCCCGAGCAGUGAUACCCCUGAAGCGUCCCCGUGUGGCUGUGACAGCAACUCGUCGAGGCAAAGGUGUUUUUUCCAUGAAAGGGGGAUCAAAAUCUACAUCAAGUGGAACUUCUUCUUCAGGAUCAAAAUUGAAAUCAGAUGAGUUACAGACAAUCAAGAAAGAAUUAACCCAAAUCAAAACUAAAAUUGACUCCUUGCUAGGGAGACUGGAGAAGAUUGAAAAGCAGCAGAAGGCUGAGGCAGCCAUUUGCUCUUUUCCCUCAGAAGCUCAAAAGAAGCAAAUGGAAGAUAACAUAGAGCUGAACCAAGAGGAAUGUGUGUCAGAGAAUGCAGAUAACUCUACAGAAGAACCUAUUGAAGGAGGACCAGAUGCAGAUGGAGAUGGAGAAGAGAUGACUGAUGGCAUAGAGGAGGACUUCGAUGAAGAUGGAAGUAAUGAGCUGUUUCUACAGAUAAAGUGAUCUGAAGUCACAUGUGACACCUGUAUAUGAUGAAAAGAGAAACUGUGACCACCCUCCCCCAGAAAUGUGAACUGCGGUUUCUUACUGGAUAGCAUCAUCCUCGAUCAAAUUUGUAUGAAAACUCAAGUAAAUAAAAUGGACAGUAUUGUUCUACCUUAUAAACACCAUUUCUUAUAUGUUCUGAGUUGUACAAUUGUCAGAUUUUUAUGGUUUAGAUUGUAAACUGUGUUGUUGUUUUUUUUCCUGGCAAAUUAUUGCUCUUUUGUUUUUAAAUUUUAAUGUCUUAAAGGCCAGUGUACUGUAUGAUAAUGUGAAGGACAUAUAUAAAAGGUAAGGGAGACACUGUAUACAAAUGUAUAUUUGUAAAAGCUAUUUUUAUGAUUAGCAUGUUUUACUGUUUAUCAUAUUUAAAGUCGAGUGAUAUCGCAAUUAUCUGUUUAAAGCUUAAUUCUAACAAAACACAUUAUGAUUAGACAUGUUGUAUGCUAGUUCUCAUUAUUUUUGGUUUUUAGACUUCCUAGUUAUAACUUCAGUUCAUAGGCAUAAAAUACCAAUGCAAAGUUAUAUUUCUGCUCUCUAUAUGCACUGUUAGAAAUGCUGAAGAAUGCAAAUUUUUCAAAUGCGAUAUGAAUCAUUCAAAACCUAUCAUUUUCACCUGAUGUCUUUAAAAUGAGCAUGCUCAGCUCCCCUAGUCAGGGACAAGCCAAUUAUUAACAAUCUAUCUGAGUGAUGCCUCACUCAGAAGUAUGGAAUCACCCUGAGAAAUGGCCAUACCAGUGCAAAUGAUAUCUCUGUUUCCUCUCAAGUGAAAUGACAAUUUUCCUCCCAAAUCCAAAAUUUUUAAAUGAGAUUUAACACUUCAUUCAUCUUCUGAUCAUAGGAGCUUUCCAUUACUGAGCAUACCAAGUGUUCUCCAGAUGCUAUAGCUAUUGUCUUGUGUGAUGGACAUAGAAGAGUCCACAUUCACAGAGACUGUAGGAGAAUUCAACAUAUAAUUUCUUA
This is a messenger RNA of Dromiciops gliroides (monito del monte), 2709 nucleotides long. It is a transcript of the gene RALYL, whose product is annotated as RALY RNA binding protein like. The transcript is spliced from 11 exons. Gene Ontology annotation, molecular function: RNA binding. Gene Ontology annotation, cellular component: nucleus. NCBI's taxonomy places the organism in Eukaryota, Metazoa, Chordata, Mammalia, Microbiotheria, Microbiotheriidae. The coding region runs from base 769 to 1707 and encodes 312 amino acids. The record is from RefSeq and is a predicted model, not a curated record.